Messenger RNA from Carassius auratus (goldfish), 1983 nucleotides. Its product is annotated as inactive dual specificity phosphatase 27-like. Gene Ontology annotation, cellular component: cytoplasm. The transcript has 5 exons. The coding region runs from base 187 to 1659 and encodes 490 amino acids. The record is from RefSeq and is a predicted model, not a curated record. Lineage: Eukaryota; Metazoa; Chordata; Actinopteri; Cypriniformes; Cyprinidae. Gene Ontology annotation, biological process: protein dephosphorylation; negative regulation of MAPK cascade. Gene Ontology annotation, molecular function: MAP kinase phosphatase activity; protein tyrosine/serine/threonine phosphatase activity.
UUCAGUUUCAGCACAUGCCCCUCAAAAGGUCUGUGCACGGCCCUGCUCAACGGUGUCUUCUACACCGGAGACAGUUGCUUUGCAUUAGAUGGUAAAGAUGUGCAGCUGGAGCUGGAGAUCACCGAUGCCAUCUACGACCUUCUCGGCUUCAGCGGUAAUCAAGAGAUAGAUGUGAAGCUGCAGGUCAUGACGGAUGACCACAUCUCCGUCAGUUCCUGCAGUCCAGGAGAGAUGCACGUACAGCUGGAGACUGACAAGAAUGAGCACAUGUCGGUGUGUGAGGUCAAAGAUCUGCAGCUGGAGAUGAACAGGAACAGCAUCUCGGAGCUGAAGAGCCCUGAGCCGGUGUCUGAAGAUGAGAGUGAUCCAGUCCCAGCAGGAGCUUCAGGAGAACAAGCCCUGGAUGAUGAGGAGAACCGCUCAACAGAACUCACCACUGGGCAGAUGACCAAGAACAUUAGUGCAGUCUUCCAGGGAUUUUGUGCAGCUUUCCAGGGAAAAAUGGCGAACCCUGUUGGGGAAGCUGAAGUGGAUCUGAUUGGUCCAGAUGGAUCAUAUGUCCCAGAUCCAAGUGUUCAUGAGCCAGAAUCUGAAACAUAUCUGGUCGAUUCUGAGCAAUCGUGUUUCACUGAAACUGAUCUGGUUGCUCCUCCAGAACCUAAACUGGAUCCGGUUGAUCCAGAGGAAUCAUGCGUCAGCCCGGAAGAAAAUACCAGCACGAUGAAGAAUAAGAAGGUCCAUGGCUUCGUCAUGACCAAGAGAACGGAAUAUGCUACAGUGAGGAACAUAAAGAAAAUCAGCACUUUCCUCCAGAACGACAGACCGAAGCAUGUUGGAGUCUCAGCGCGGCCAGAUCUGGAGCUGAACGUUCCUGAUCCAGAACCUGGAGAGAAUCCGGAUGAUCCUCCUGAAGAUGAUUGGGAUCUGGCUCCUCCACAGGAAUCAUGUGCACCAGCUGCAAGCGUUCCUGAGCCGGAAUCUAAAGUGACAUCUGAGCUUUCAAUGUUGGAAAACUACGUCCCUCUAAACGUGUUCCAACUGGAGGAUCGUUUGGAGAAAUACACACCUCUCAAACAAAGACACGUGACUAACGUCUGGCCCAGGGUCUUCAUCGGAGAUGAAGAGAUGGCCACCGACCGAGAUGCUCUGCAGGAGAUGUGCAUCACUCACAUCCUCAACGCUGCAGCACCAAAGAAGCAUCUUAAAUACUACUUAGGACGUUUUAAUGAUGAAGACAUGGUAGGAACGGUCAAUACAGGGUCCAGAUAUUACAGAGGCUUGCACAUCAAUUAUUACGGCUUGCCUACAGCAGACAGACACUGUUCUGACAUCAGCAAGUGCUUCAUACCAGCUGCCAAAUUCAUUGACAAGGCCCUGGAGAAGCGAGCAAGUAAGGUGCUGAUUUGCUGCAAGCAGGGUGUGGAGCACUCGGUGACUCUGUUUCUGGCGUAUCUGAUGAUCUGUCAUGACAUGAUGGUGGAGGAGGCCAUCGAUCACGUCAUGAAGGAGAGACGCAUCAGACCCUCCAGAGACGUCCUGAAGAAGCUGAUGCUCCUCAACGCUGACCUGGUGCUGCAGAGAAAACUGAAACUGCAGGACAUCAGAACCGGCCGAAAGAGGAACAAGUGGCAGCUUAAAAAAAGGAGAGCGCUGAUAUAAAAAUAAUAAAAAUGUGCACAGAUGAAAAAACAUAACAGCAAGAGCUGUCCUGGUAAUGAGCUGCUAGUACUUUUAUUCAUUUAUUAGUUAUUUUAUGUGUUCAUAUAGUGCAGAAGAACAAGUGCACAGAUAGAAAAAAAAUGUGUAUAUAAAUAGAAAUGUGAGCAAAAUAAAAAAAUUGUUCAGAAGUACUUCAGAAAAUCAAACUUUUGCACAUAGUUGAAUAAAAUAUUAAAAUGAAUGGAGCUGCCAGUGCUUUUGUGUAUUUAAUUCUUAUAGUGCAGAUGAAUAAGUGCACAGAUAGUUAAACAGUUCAAAUCAAAC